AUGACGGCGCGUCUCACGCAAAAUCGCGAGAUUAUGAGGUUCAUCGAACGCGACGUCGCCAAACUCUAUCGCGAAGAAUUCGAAGCAGAUGGACCGCCCGAUCUCGACAAGAUGCGGGUCGCACAACUUAUUGUUUACUUCGAACCGUGCAAAAUCGCCAACAAGUUCCGUGUACACUCAUCAAAAAAGAUGCUGGGGCGGUUGUUCCUCUCCCUUAUCUGUGGUGCGACUGCGAACGAUGCUGGGUUGGAUCCCGAUUCCCCGUCCUCGUCUCUUCGAAAGCUCUGGUUGCAGAGAAAGUCCGCCGAGCACCCCACAGUUAUAAUCCAGUUCUUCUAUCUCUCCGCCGUGCACCUCACGACCGUCAAUAUUACGCCAACCACACAGGAAGACCUACGAGCCGUCAAGCCCGGUAUGCGGAUUAUCCCAUUCCUCGGUGUCUAUGUCAAGAACGCUAUUUCGACUGGACUCGAGGAAGCGGAUGAGAUUAUCAGAGCAGACGAAGAAGAUACCCUGCAACUGAGAAAGGAAAUGUCCGAUGAAGACAAAGUAGUGUAUUCCAGUCGAAGGCACGCAGCUAAGGGGGUUGAAAUCCAAUCUCCCUCAGCUUGA
This is a messenger RNA of Cyclocybe aegerita, 612 nucleotides long. NCBI's taxonomy places the organism in Eukaryota, Fungi, Basidiomycota, Agaricomycetes, Agaricales, Hemipholiotaceae. The record is from the annotation of a GenBank genome assembly.